AUGAGUGACCGCAAAAUCGUUCUAGUGACGGGCUGUGCCAAGGGUGGAAUUGGAUAUGAGUACUGCAGGGCAUUUGCAGGGCAAAAUUGUCAAGUUUUCGCGUCUGACAUCUCACAUAGGAUGCAAGACAUGUUGGAUUUGAAGUCAGACAACAUAGACACAGUCGAGCUCGAUGUGAGUUGUGAUGAGAGCGUGAGAUCGGCCAUGGACACUGUGCUGUCCAAGUGUGGACGCAUAGACAUUCUGAUUAAUAACGCUGGGAUAGGUAGCACAGGCCCUCUAGCUGAGCUGCCCCUAGAUGCAAUUAGGAAGGCCUGGGAAAUCAACACUUUGGGGCAAAUAAGGUUGGUGCAACAUGUGGUCCCCCACAUGGCUUUGCGUAGAAGUGGGAGCAUAGUGAACGUUGGGAGUAUUGUGGGCACAGUGUCUACUCCGUGGGCAGGCUCUUACUGUGCUAGCAAGGCUGCCGUGAUUGCCAUGUCUAAUAGCUUACGUCUUGAGCUCAGGCCAUUUGGGAUUAAGGUUGUUCAGGUUCUGCCUGGGGCCGUCAGGUCCAAUUUGGGGAGCACCAAUUUGGAGAAAGUGGGGAGUUACCAAUGGAAGCUUUAUAAGGAGUUUAAGGAUGUUAUAACGGAACGAGCAAGGGCUUCCCAGGGUAACAAAGCCAUGGAUGGUGCAAUAUUUGCCAGACAUGUUGCCAAGAAGGUUUUGAGUCCCAAGCCACCUAGACAAAUUGUGUUUGGUCACAUGACUGGCUUGUUCGCCUUGCUUUCUUGGUCUCCGCUGUGGGCGAGAGACCUCUUUUUCUCCAACCGCUUUGGCCUAAACAAAAACGUUCCAUGA
Neltuma alba is the source of this 843-nucleotide messenger RNA. Its product is annotated as NADPH-dependent 1-acyldihydroxyacetone phosphate reductase-like. The coding region runs from base 1 to 843 and encodes 280 amino acids. Gene Ontology annotation, molecular function: oxidoreductase activity. NCBI's taxonomy places the organism in Eukaryota, Viridiplantae, Streptophyta, Magnoliopsida, Fabales, Fabaceae. The record is from RefSeq and is a predicted model, not a curated record. Gene Ontology annotation, cellular component: endoplasmic reticulum. The transcript has a single exon.